This is a messenger RNA of Aedes albopictus (Asian tiger mosquito), 1082 nucleotides long. RefSeq names its product ferritin light chain. Gene Ontology annotation, biological process: intracellular iron ion homeostasis; iron ion transport. Bases 210 to 866 code for a protein of 218 amino acids. The record is from RefSeq and is a predicted model, not a curated record. The transcript has 3 exons. Lineage: Eukaryota; Metazoa; Arthropoda; Insecta; Diptera; Culicidae. Gene Ontology annotation, molecular function: ferric iron binding; ferrous iron binding. Gene Ontology annotation, cellular component: cytoplasm.
CCGCUCCUCAAUCUAUCCAUCCAGUCAGAAAGUUCAAUCUUGUUGUGGUUCUUUGUAGUGUUGUACGUCGCACAAUAUUUUUCCUCCAUCUGCAGCCCAGGUAAAGUUGCAGGUGAUUAUCGAUUAUUUCCAAAAUACGGCCAGGAUUAUAGCAUCCUUGGAUUUUGUCGGGUACAGAAGAUUCACAAAAUCGAAGAAGUGCUUCAACAAUGAAAUUCCAUCUGCUCAUUGUGGGACUGACGGCCGGACUUGCUCUGGUCAACGGAGCUGUCAGCGGUACCGGAUCCUGCUCCGUCGAUAAAGGAACAUGUACUUCUCUGUUCUCCGGGUUUCCGCACCUUCAAACCGACAUGAACAAGUACACCAAACAGAUGCUGGACAAGUCGUACGACUUCUUGCUUCUGUCAUCGGUAUUUGACGUGUACAGCCUGGAUCGCCCGGGCUUCGAGAAGCUCUAUCGUAAGACGUCGGACAAGGCGUGGGAGGACACCAUCGAGCUGAUCAAGUACCAGAGCCGCCGCGGUGCCUACGUCCAGCUGAGCGAGGAAGGCUCCAACGGAGUUCACGAUGUGGCCAGUUUGCUCCAGAGCAACGAGACGUCGUCGUUGGAGUUGGCCCUAGAAUAUGAGAAACUGUUGGCCACCGAGGCGCACCGUAUGCACAAGAAGAUCUCCCAUGCCGACAGCACCAAGCACUACGAUCCGGACGUGGCCCACUUCCUGGACGAGAAGCUGAUCGAGUACCAGAGCGGACAGAUCCGCAAGCUGUCCGGCUACAUUACCAAUUUGAACGAUAUCAUCCGAGAGGCUAACACGAAGGCGUUGGGCGUUCAGCUGUUCGACGAAUAUCUCGUCAAGGUGGAGUAGGCUGUGGAAAAUGCAUGACCCGAGUAGUGCUGACUGUAGAUCUUAAAAAUUUGGACGGGUUGAAUAACAAAAUAAGAUGUGUAUGUUUAGAUUACUUGGCUUUUACGAUUGGCAGCAGUAGAUUGGAAUUUUAGUAGUCAAAUUUAUGUCUUUCUUAUUUCAAUGCAUAUGAAGCCAUUUUAGUAAUAAAAUAAUCAUUGGUUAAGUACAGUAGAA